AGAGUUUACGAAACAAGACGCGACAGAUCGAGACGAGCUGAAAAGGUCUGGAAUCUAGUCAUCCCGAUGCGUUGACCUUUUUCCUGUUACGAUUCACAACGUGCCUGUCACAACGCAUUGGAAUUUGGCGCCAAAUUCAGUUUACUCGAAGCUGCAGAAUGGCGAACAAUUUAUUCAUCGUGCUCGAGGAAAAUAUGGAAGAUGUAGAGGACUACCUUCUAUUACAUCAUGGUCACCCAAACAACCUUAAUCUUCAUUUAGAGCUUCCAUAUUUUAAAUAUGAGCGUUUUAGCUUGGAAGAUUUGGCCGAAGAGGAGUGCUCUGUUGAAAUGCGCUUUAAAAAACAGGACAUUUACAACCUUGUGCAAGCCCUUCAUCUGCCAGAGGUUUAUCGCUGCUACAAUGGUGUAAUUGUAGACCCCGUUGAAGCACUUUGUGUCUGUUUGAAGCGUUUCGCGUAUCCCUCUCGCUACGCGGAUUUAGUCCCAAGGUUCGGAAGGCCUGUUCCACAGCUAUGCAUGAUCUUCAACUUGGUAAUUGAUGAUAUUUUCGACAGGUUUUCCCAUCUAUUGAGCGAUCUGAACCAACCAUGGCUUUCGAGAGAGAAUCUCCAGUCAUUUGCUGAUGCAAUACAUAACAAAGGUGCUGCAUUGGACAACUGCUGGGGAUUUGUUGAUGGCACUGUCAGGCCUAUAUGCAGGCCAACCAGGAAUCAAAGAGCUGUCUACAAUGGGCACAAAAGGGUUCAUGCACUCAAGUUUCAGUCAGUUGUGGCUCCCAAUGGUAUGAUUGCUAACCUUUUUGGGCCUGUUGAAGGUAGAAGACAUGACAGCAGGCUUCUUGUAAUGUCUGGUUUAUUGGAGCAGCUGGAACAACACUCCUUUUCCCCAGAUGGUGUAGCUCUUUGCAUUUAUGGUGACCCUGCUUACCCACAUCGUGUUCACCUCCAGCGCCCGUUUGCAAGAAGAGCAGAACUCGCACCAAAUGAGCUGGCUUUUAACCAAUCAAUGAGCCAAGUCCGAAUUUCUGUUGAAUGGCUGUUUGGGGACAUCAUCAACUACUUCAAGUUUUUGGAUUUCAAAAAAAAUCUCAAGAUUGGCCUAAGUUCUGUUGGAAAGUUUUAUGUUGUUGGUGCAUUGUUAAGAAAUGCUUUAACAUGCUUGUAUGGCAACAACACUGCAAAAUUCUUUGAAGUCAUCCCUCCAACACUGAAUGAGUACUUCUUGUAGAUCUACUUGGCAAUCCACCGACUUGAAGACAAGAAAGAUGAUAUCAGCCAGAUGUUCACAGAUAAAAACAGUUUUUUUAAAAGCUACCACAUUUCCAAUGUUAUGAUGAUACCUCAGUAACACCACACAAAAUAUUUGCACACAUUAGACAAAUUUUUAAAGAAAGACUUAGAAUGAUAUUUCCAUAAAAAGAAGCUGAGAGAAAAAACAGGCUACCCUUGCGCCAGACUGGAAACUUUGCUGCGCGCCCGCAAUAUAUUGCCCGCGCACACCUCUGCGCGCUUUUGCAUAUUGGCCGCGCAAAAUCCCCUAGAUCCCUUGACAAUAGGAUUUAACAUUAUUAACAAUAAAGUGCAUGAUUUCAGGCGCGCAGUCUCAAAUUUUCAAAAUAAACUUGCCCGCGCAAGAAGCAAAGUUUCCAGUCUGGCCCUUGCGUACAUGUCUUUUUCUGGGAGUAUACUUUUAUCCUGGUGUUUUUUGUAUAUUUUUUGUAACAUUGAUAUGUACCUAUUUGCUGUAAUCCACCCACAGUUAGAAAUAUGACUCGAUGUUUGAAAUAGUAGCAGAAUAAGAAAAUUUUUCAGAUAAAAAUUCAUCAAAGAUGACAUGCAGAACUCUUAAGCUUGGUCAUUAGUUUGACAUUGGGUACUCCAGUUUCUUAUACUCCUUUUUCAAAAAUUUAAUGCUCAUUGUUUCUUGAGAGUUUCUGAAUUAUUUCAAUAUUUUGGAGCCCUCUAUUUGAUUUUCCAUUCUUGGGAAUUGCCAAGCACAAAUUUGUUGGGGAGAAUCAAUUGAAGUUGCAAAUGGUGAGACUUGCUUGGUUUCAAAUGCACUUUACAUCUCUUUCAAAAGAUUCACUCCCAUUAUAAUGCUGUACAUAGAUGAGGGUAAUUUAUUUUAUUCUCUGUCUAUAGUUGUAUCAUAUAGAUGAAUUUUUAUGAGAGCCCUUUCUAUUAACUAUCUUAAUUGUUUACUGAUUUUCCAGUAUUUGUUUCUUAUGAAAAUUUGCAUGUUUUCAAUUUGGA
Messenger RNA from Rhopilema esculentum, 2254 nucleotides. The record is from RefSeq and is a predicted model, not a curated record. Lineage: Eukaryota; Metazoa; Cnidaria; Scyphozoa; Rhizostomeae; Rhizostomatidae.